Ichthyophthirius multifiliis is the source of this 1128-nucleotide messenger RNA. Its product is annotated as major facilitator superfamily protein, putative. The transcript is spliced from 4 exons. Gene Ontology annotation, biological process: transmembrane transport. Gene Ontology annotation, molecular function: transmembrane transporter activity. The record is from RefSeq and is a predicted model, not a curated record. Gene Ontology annotation, cellular component: membrane. Lineage: Eukaryota; Ciliophora; Oligohymenophorea; Hymenostomatida.
AUGAUACUUAUUUUUUUUGCUGGAUUAGGUUUAAAUGGAUUCGAAGCUAUAAGUUUAGUUUAUGUAAGCGAAAUUUCAGCUGAUAAAUUCAGAAAUUAUUCAACUGUUAUUCUUAAUUGUUCAUGGGCUAUUGCAUAAAUUUUAUAUAGUUUUGUUUCUUUGUAUCUAUAAAAUUGGAGAUAUGUUUGUACUGUGUUUAUUGGAAUUCCUUCUUUACUUUUGGUUUUCGUUUGUAAUAAAUCCUUGCUUGAAACCCCGAGAUAUUUUGUUUCUAAAAAUAUGUAUGAGGAAGCUAGAGUGGUUUUGGAUAAAAUUUGCUUAUAAAAUAAAAGACCAAGAUUUUAAUACAGAUUAGAAGGAGAAAUGUAAGAAGGAUUAGAUUAUCAUCAAAAAUAAAAUUAAUAAAAUUUAUAAGUACAUAAUUAUAAUUAUUUAGAUUUAUUCAGAUUUCCUUCAUUAAGAAAAAUAACGUUAUGUAUGAUGCUUUUGUGGGUUUUCAGAUAUAUAAUUUAUUACGGAUAAACUUUUUCUUUAAGUAGUCUAGGCGCCGAAAUGCAUUCAAAUUUAACUUUUACUGCUAUGAGUGAAAUUGUUGCUACACUUUUAAGUGCACCCAUAAAAAUGAAAAUGAAAAGAGUUUAAUCUUUAUUUUGGUUUUCAUUAAUUACUGGAAUUGCAUGUGUUUCAUUAUUUUUUCUACAAAUGCCUUCUUAAUGCUAUUUUUUAGGGUAAACGUGUGUUUAAAAGGCAUUAAUUACACUAUUCGCUAUUUUAAUUAGAUUUGGGAUUUCCAUAUACGGUAACAUAUUAAUUACUUUUACUAGUGAAAAAUAUCCAACUGUAGUUAGAAGCAUAGGUUAUGGGUUAAGUAUAACAAGUGGAAAAAUAGUUACAAUUUUUGUUCCUAUAAUUGUUGUAUAGAUAUUAUAUUAUGAAUUAAAUCCUUUAGCAUUUUUCGGAAUAAUAGGAAUAGUUGUUGCUAUUUUAGCUAAGUUUAUGAAUGAAAGUUAAGGGUAAGAAAUGAAAGAUUAAAUUUAAGAAAUGAUUGAAAAUGAAAACGCGCUUAUUGAACUUGAAAAUAUAGGAGGAUUUUCAAACAAAGCUUUAAAAUAGAAUUUAUUAAAAUGA